Emys orbicularis (European pond turtle) is the source of this 2944-nucleotide messenger RNA. It is a transcript of the gene CDS2, whose product is annotated as CDP-diacylglycerol synthase 2. Gene Ontology annotation, molecular function: phosphatidate cytidylyltransferase activity. The record is from RefSeq and is a predicted model, not a curated record. Gene Ontology annotation, cellular component: endoplasmic reticulum membrane. Bases 79 to 1425 code for a protein of 448 amino acids. The transcript has 13 exons. NCBI's taxonomy places the organism in Eukaryota, Metazoa, Chordata, Testudines, Emydidae.
CAGCGCUCGGAGCUGUUGCACCGGGAGCAGCUGCGGGUGCGGAUAGCGGAGCGCAAGGCGCCGCGGCCUCGGGCUAAGAUGAGCGAGCUGAGGCAGAGGCUCGGCCGGGAUCCAGACGGGGCCCAGGAACCCGAGGAGAAGGAGUCUGAGUCAGAAAACAAGCUGGAUGGAGAGACCGCAUCGGACAGCGAAAGCAAAUCAGAGUUUGGAGGGGCCCCUCCUGCACCUACAUCAGAUGACACUCCUGAGGUCUUAAACAGGGCCCUCUCCAACCUAUCUUCAAGAUGGAAGAACUGGUGGGUCAGAGGGAUCCUCACUCUGGCAAUGAUUGCGUUCUUCUUCAUCAUCAUCUACCUGGGACCCAUGGUUUUAAUGAUGAUUGUGAUGUGUGUCCAGAUCAAGUGUUUCCAGGAGAUUAUCACUAUUGGCUACAAUGUGUAUCGCUCAUAUGAGCUGCCCUGGUUCAGGACCCUCAGCUGGUACUUUCUGCUGUGUGUAAACUACUUUUUCUACGGCGAGACGGUAACGGAUUACUUUUUCACCCUGGUCCAGCGAGAGGAGCCCUUGAGAAUUCUCAGCAAAUACCAUCGCUUCAUUUCCUUUGCCCUCUACUUAACAGGCUUCUGCAUGUUUGUCCUGAGUCUGGUGAAGAAGCAUUACCGUCUCCAGUUCUACAUGUUUGGUUGGACCCAUGUGACUUUGCUAAUUGUUGUUACCCAGUCGCACCUCAUCAUUCACAACCUGUUUGACGGAAUGAUCUGGUUCAUUGUCCCGAUUUCAUGUGUGAUCUGCAAUGACAUCAUGGCCUAUAUGUUUGGGUUUUUCUUUGGCCGCACCCCGCUCAUCAAGCUUUCCCCAAAGAAGACCUGGGAGGGUUUUAUUGGCGGGUUCUUUGCCACUGUUCUGUUUGGACUGCUGCUGUCGUACUUGAUGUCUGGAUACCGGUGCUUCACCUGUCCCGUGGAAUUCAAUAAUGACUCCAACAGCUUCACUGUGGAUUGUGAGCCAUCUGAGCUGUUCCAGCUACAAGAAUAUAAUAUCCCUCUGGUGAUUCAGUCUGUCAUUCGCUGGAAAACAGUCCGGAUGUAUCCCUUCCAGAUCCACAGCAUCGCCCUCUCCACCUUUGCAUCCCUCAUUGGGCCCUUUGGAGGAUUCUUUGCUAGUGGGUUUAAGAGAGCCUUCAAAAUCAAGGACUUCGCCAACACAAUCCCAGGGCACGGCGGGAUCAUGGAUCGCUUUGACUGUCAGUACCUGAUGGCUACCUUUGUCAACGUGUACAUUGCAAGUUUUAUCAGGGGUCCUAACCCAAGCAAACUGAUCCAGCAGCUUUUAGCUCUACGGCCAGACCAGCAGGUCCACAUCUUCAACACGUUAAAGGCGCACCUUGUUGAUAAGGGUAUGUUGGCCAGUUCUGAGGACGCAUAGGCAUCCAGGCAGUUGGAACAGGACUAAAAAAGAGGGCAAGUCCCUCAAGGAAAUCCCAGCUCGCCUGACUUAAGACAAUAACAAGGCCUCGUUUCACUGUUGUUUUUUCCUUUCCUUGUAAAUGUUCGCAUUUGUGGGGCUCUGGGUUUUUUUAUAAUAUGUAUUUAUAUGGCUUUGGUUAAAAUAAGCAAAGUGGAGCUUCUAGAUGGAAAGGAAUCAAGAACUGAAGGGACCGUAGGGCGAAGAUGUCCUCUCGGAUCUGCGUGGCAACUCUUGUCUUCGGUGUGUAUGGGCAGAGCUUGACUUCACUACUCUUAGGGGAUGUGUCGACGCUGGGAUACGUGCAUGCGUUUUUCUGCCCAGGUGCAGCUCCAGGAGUGUAAGCUCUAGUGAAGAUGAGACACGGGCACUUUUACAUCAGUAUCCUCUAACCCUGCCAGGCUGUGUCUAUACUAAGAAAAUGGGAAGCCAUGCAACUCUCAGUGGAAUAGAGAGGACACUGGUAGUUCUUUUUGCAACCUUGUGUAUCCCUGUAUGUAGGCUAGGGAAAUUGGGGACCUGUAAUUAUCCACCGCUGGUAGCUGCAUUGAUGAUGAAUUUGAGUCUUCAUUUCCCUAGUAUAGCCAUAGCCUGGGUGUGCAUAGAACUUCUUGCAGGUAGAGAACAGAAAGCUCAACAAAUCUGAAAGAAAUGUUUGCCCUAAUCCUGCUACAUAAGAUCCACGCAAGAAGACCCAUGCAUAGACUUCGACUUGCCAUCUUUGUAGUACCUCCCACAUUUCCCCCACUCCAGCAAAUAUUUAACAAAGUCGAUUUUUAAACCCACAUUUUUACUGUGCCAUUUAAACAAAAAUAGACCCAACUAAUCUUUACAGCAGGGACAGGACUACAGAAGAGAAUGUGAGAGGUUCAAGUUACAUCAAAUAACUUCUUUUAAAAAGCAUUCCAGUUUUAUUUAAGAAGUCCUACCAAGUAAGAACAAGCUUUUAAAAAAAUUUGUUCACUUUUUCAUGGCUUUUUUUCCACCCAGAGCAUAACAUACAUAUUUUUUUUAAACAUUGAAGCAUGAAAACUUCUCUCAAGAGUAGGCAACACCACAUCCUGAUAUUUUAGCUGUUUGGAGAGCUAUCACUCACAGAACUUUAUUUUCCCAUUUGGAAGUCCAGAAGGCAUAGUACCCAGCCGGCUGUGCUGUUGGGGUUUUUUAUUUUCUGGUGUGGGGAGGGUUGUUUGGUUUUUUGUUUUGUUUUUUUCUUUCAGGGAUCAUGUCUGCCAAUGAUGUAUUACUUGAGUUCUAGACAUCAUGCUGCUGAGUUGACCGUAGUCGGGAUUGCGUGUCAGUCUGGGUUUGGUCAGCUUUCCAGGCUUCUCUCCUUUCUCCGUCACUGACUCCGUCUUGUUUUAUGUAUGUUGCACUUAACGUUUGGAAACAUGUAAUUGUUUUCCAGGUAUUUCCCUCUAUUUCUUGACUUCAAACAUACCAUACUUUUUUUAAAAUAAAAACAAAUAAAUGGAACCGC